AUGCCUCUAAAGAGCAGCUGCUUGGUCAUAGAGACUGGUACACUUUUUGAUGUCACUGUGCACAAUUUUGUUCCUGAUGAUUCAGACUCAGUUAUAAUUCAAGAUGUUAUUGAAAAUGUUCUUAUUGAAGAUGUUCACUGCUCACAUAUUUUAGAGGACACAGAUAUAUCUGACAAUGUCAUUAUUCCCGAGCAAGUGCUCGAUUUAGAUACAGCUGAAGAAGCAUCGUUAGCACAGUUCUCAAUUCCAGACAUUUUAGCUUCCAGUAUUACAUCAACCUCACUGACAAUGCCUGAACAUGUCUUGAUGAGUGAAGCUAUCCAUGUGUCUGAUGUAGGACAUAUUGAACAAGUGAUUCAUGAUAGCCUUGUAGAAACAGAAGUCAUCACUGAUCCUCUGACAGCCGACAUUUCAGAAAUACUGGUAGAUUACAGAGGGGAACAAAUACUUAAGUCAAACACUGAGCAAUCUAGCCAGCCCUCCUCAUCUCAGUAUAUAUUAAUUUCCUAUUUAGUGGAUGAUGCUGGCAAAACAGAUAAUGAAGGUUCCUCUGAACUUACCAUGAAUGCAGAAUCAGAAACUGAUCCUUAUAAAUUGGAUGGAACAUUUCCUGAAGUUAUCAAGGUGUACAUUUUUAAAGCUGACCCUGAAGAGGACGAUGUAGGAGAAACUGUAGAUGUAGUAGAGAGUGAGACAGAUAAUGGCAAUGAAGCUGAAGUGGUUGAUCAGAGCAGCAGUAUUCAUGUUUCCAGAGACAACAUUUAUACGCCAGACAGUGAUUCUCAGAAGGAAGAAGAAGAUACUAGUAAGUAG
This is a messenger RNA of Apodemus sylvaticus (European woodmouse), 813 nucleotides long. Its product is annotated as zinc finger Y-chromosomal protein 2-like. The record is from RefSeq and is a predicted model, not a curated record. The transcript is spliced from 5 exons. The coding region runs from base 1 to 813 and encodes 270 amino acids. Gene Ontology annotation, molecular function: DNA binding; metal ion binding. Lineage: Eukaryota; Metazoa; Chordata; Mammalia; Rodentia; Muridae. Gene Ontology annotation, biological process: regulation of DNA-templated transcription. Gene Ontology annotation, cellular component: nucleus.